GUCAAAUUUCAAAUGUGAUGCUCGUCGAGCUGUUGGAGCCUCAAAGCUGAAUGAAGCUGCAAAUGACAGUUAACAGAGAUACUUGUGAAUUAUCAUGGCGGCAGACUUUUAAAGGCGUUUGAGGUUAAUCUGUAAUGUUUGUGGAGAUUAAUGAGCUCGCUGAAGGAACAAAUUAGGGAGUCAAACUGCAGCAGUAAGCUAGGUGAGCUGAUGCUAACGUUACUUGAGCAGGAACCGUUGGUUAACUCUGGCUUUUACACCUGAACAAAGUUGAGUCUGAACUGCAGCAGAGUCUCCUGUCUGUGAGCUUGCUUUGUGUUCCAGUUUCACUGAGGUUGAGACUGUUAAACAUGCAGCACCAGGCUGACACACCUGGGCAGGUAUGAACGCUGCUGGGUGGCAGGAACUCAAAAUAAAAAGAGUUUGUCCGAGGAAGAGGUCGAGAGUCAGCCUGAGGACUCACCUGUCACCUGCCAGGAAGAGAGGAGGAGGAGGAGGUACCUGCCUACAGCAAUGUCCCCAACCCUGGAGGCUCAGCAGCAUCAUGGCUGACACACAGGCUGCUGAGUACUGCAGUGACAGUGAGGACUUGUUUGGGGACUAUGACAGCAUCCUGGAGGACAGCUCUCUGCUGGCGAAGCUGGACGACGCAGAGCAGAAGGAGAGGCAACGUGACGUCCAGCGCUCAGCUGAGGGUCGGUCGGACUUCACCACUCUGCGGCCGUCGAGAGACAGCGUCCAGAGACAGUCCUGCGCAGAACUCCUGACGGACUCCAUCUUGGACAGCCUGGGAGACGAACCCUUCGAGGACUUACCGCCCAGCCAGCGUCAGUUUCAAGAACAAGUCCAUGAGAAAGCCAAGAGGAGCAGACUGCAGGACGGAGAUCAGACCUCCACACCUCUCAGAGACACAAAGAUGGAGGAUAAAACCAGGAGUCAAACCAAGACGAGGAGGAGCAUGACGGACCAGCUGAAGAGGACGAUGCUCUGUAACGCAGCAGCGCCCUCUGCUGUCUCACGCUCCGUGGUGCUGAAGGAAGCCGUGGUGUCUGAGGAGAUCAGCGUCGCCAUGCAGGCCAUGGAGACUGUUUCUGCUGAGACCACUGACCUCGGACCUUUCUUUGGACUCCCCACCAAAGUCAAAGACCUGAUGUACAAACUCAGAGGAAUCAAGAGUUUAUAUGACUGGCAGGUGACGUGUCUGAACCUGGAUUGUGUUCAGCGGAGGAAGAACCUGAUCUACUCUCUGCCCACCAGCGGAGGGAAAACUCUUGUAGCAGAGAUCCUCAUCCUCAGAGAGCUGCUGUGCAGGAAGAAGGACUGUCUGUUCGUCUUACCGUACAUAUCGCUGGUGCAGGAGAAGGUGCGAGGGUUGGCGAGUUUUGGCCUGGAGCUGGACUUCAUGGUGGAGGAGUACGCUGGCAGUAAGGGCAGGUUUCCUCCGGUGAAGAGACGAAACAAGAAAUCACUGUACAUCGCUACGAUAGAGAAAGCCCACAGCCUCGUCAACUCUCUGAUAGAGACGGACCGGAUCGACGACCUCGGACUGGUGGUGGUUGAUGAGCUUCACAUGUUGGGUGAUGGCAGCAGAGGAGCUGUUAUUGAAAUGACGCUGGCCAAAGUUCUUUACAUGAACAAAACGACUCAGAUUAUUGGAAUGAGCGCCACGCUGGGAAACAUCAGAGACCUGCAGACGUUUCUGAGGGCUGAAAAUUACACCAAUGACUUCAGGCCUGUCCAGCUGAAGGAGUACGUUAAACUGCAGGACACGAUCUACGAGGUGGAUCCAAAGGAGGAGGAGUGUUUUAGAUUCUCACGUGCUCUCAAUUAUAAGUACUCGAGCUCGAUGCAGAAGAUGGACCCGGAUCACAUCAUCGCUCUGGUGACUGAAGUCAUCCCAACACAUUCAUGUCUGGUUUUCUGCCCCACCAAGAAGAACUGUGAGAACGUCGCCGCCAUGAUCUGCAAAUAUCUGAAAGAGGCGUUCCUGCUGCACAGGGAGGCGGAGAAAGCCGUCCUGCUCAGAGAGCUGAGGGACAGCGGGAACGGCUCGCUGUGUCCGGUGCUCAGGAGGACGGUGCCGUACGGUUUGGCCUAUCAUCACAGCGGACUGACCUCCGAGGAGAGGAAACUGGUGGAGGAGGCCUACUCCAACGGCGUCCUGUGUCUCCUUGCCUGCACCUCCACCCUGGCUGCAGGGGUCAACCUACCUGCCCGCAGAGUGAUCCUGCGCUCGCCGUACAUGGCCACAGACUUCCUGAAGAGGAGCCAGUACAAGCAGAUGGUGGGCCGGGCCGGUCGAGCCGGGAUCGACACCGUGGGAGAGAGUAUCCUCAUCCUGCAGGACAAGGACAGGAACAUGGCUAAAACCCUGGUGUGCGCUCCGAUGGAAAACUGUUACAGUAACCUGAUGCACGACGAUGGAAAAGGCCUCCUGAGUCUCAUCCUGUCACUCAUUGGAUUAAAGAUCACCAGGUCGUUGGAUCAGGUGAGGGACUUCCUGAGUGGGACGCUGCUGUACAUCCAGCAGAGGCAGCUGUGUGUGGAGAAGAGUCUGACGGAGGUGGUGCAGCAGUGUGUCGACCUCCUGAAGGACAAACAACUCAUCAGUGUGACCGAAGACUCUCAGGGUCAAAGUCUGCUCGUCACCAAGCUGGGCAGGGCUACGUAUAAAGGCUCAGUGGAUCUGACCUACAGUGACGUGCUGUACAAAGACCUCUGUAAAGGUCUGGAGGGUCUGCUGCUCAACAGUUACCUGCACCUGGUCUACCUGGUCACACCGUACGACAUGAUCUCACAGUGUAAACCUGACUGGAUGCUCUUCUUCAGACAGUUCACGCUGCUGUCUGUUGCAGAGCAGAAGAUGUCCGCAGCCGUUGGAGUGCCGGAGAGUUUCGUUGCGAGAAAAGCCGCAGGACAGACGGUGAAAAAGACUGUGAGCAUGGACGCUGUGAGGCGGAUGUAUCUGGCCCUGGUGCUGUUUUCUCUGCUGAAGGAGACGAGCCUUUGGAGUGUGGCCGACAAGUUCCAGCUGAGCCGAGGCUUCAUCCAGAGUCUGCUCAGCUCCUCCUCGGCCUUCUGCUCCUGCGUGCUGCACUUCACAGAGGAGCUGGAGGAGUUCUGGCCGUUCAGAGCUCUGCUGACGGAGCUGACGCGGAGGCUGAGCUACUGUGUGACGGCUGAACUCAUCCCUCUGAUGGAGGUGGCUGGAGUCAUGGAGUCCAGAGCGAAGCAGCUUUAUAACGCCGGCUAUAAAACGCUGACUCACCUGGCAAACGCCGACCCGACAGUUCUCUCCAGCACGUUAGAAAACCUGUAUAAGAAACAAGCCAAUCAGAUCGUGGCCUCUGCUAAAAUGACGUCUCUGUGUGUUUCAGAUGCUGCUGAAUGAAAAAGCCGCAGCUCUUCAGGAGGAAGUUGACGAGCUGCUGACGAAGCCUUCGGACCUGCCCACAGCUUAACAACACAUCGCAUCAGAGAAGUUUUAUUCUCUUUGUUUUUAUUGUUUGAAAUAUAUGUCUUA
Molecule: messenger RNA, 3523 nt
Organism: Epinephelus moara (kelp grouper)
Lineage: Eukaryota; Metazoa; Chordata; Actinopteri; Perciformes; Serranidae
Gene: helq
Product: helicase, POLQ like
Exons: 18
Coding region: 383-3391 (1002 amino acids)
Molecular function (GO): ATP binding; nucleic acid binding
Source: RefSeq, a predicted model, not a curated record